UUCAAUAUGACAGAAAAACCUAUUCGUAUUGGAUGUUAUUCCGCAUUCUGGGGUGAUUCAACAGCCGCCGCAACACAACUUGUUCAACACGAAGGAAAGAACUUGGAUUAUCUUGUGGCUGAUUAUUUAGCAGAAAUCACCAUGGGUAUUUUAGCAGCACGUCGCCAACGUCGGUUGAUGCAAGGCGAUCAUGCUAAAAAAGGAUUCGACUUUAUCCAUGAAUUUAUUACACUUGUACUCGUCAAAAUUUUACCGGAUAUUGUGAAAAAUGGCACCAGAGUAAUUACGAAUGCAGGUGCAUUAGAUCCAAUUGGCUGUAAACAAGAAAUCGAAAAACUGCUGAAAAAAAUGAACAUUCAAGGCGUUAAAGUGGCUGCCGUAUUAGGUGAUGAUGUAUUAGCCGAUAAAGAAGAGCCAACUCUAAAUUCUUUCAAGAAUGUCCACCCAUUUUCUUCCAUAUCCUCUGUUGACCAUCAACGAGAUUCAGAUCGUUUACCGGCAAAAGACGAGCCCAUUGUAUCUUUAAACGCUUAUUUAGGCGCUCAUGGCGUAGCUGCAGCAUUAAAAGACGGAGCUCAAAUCAUUGUUACAGGCCGUGUGGUCGAUUCUGCAUUGGUAGUGGGUCCAUUAAUGUACGAAUACGGCUGGAAUGAAGACACUACUACUAACUAUUAUGAUCUGCUGGCUUCUGCUUCUUUAGCGGGCCAUAUUAUCGAAUGUGGAUGUCACACGACAGGAGGAAACUUUACAGAUUGGCAAUUAGCAGCACAAUCACCUUAUGGAGGUUAUUCCAAUAUGGGAUACCCCAUUGUUGAAUUUAAUGCAUCGGGUACAUUUAUCGUGACAAAGCCUGAGAAAACGGGAGGAUUAGUGACACCGGCUACUGUUUCUGAACAGAUCCUUUACGAAAUCUUAGAUCCAGCUUUAUACCUUUUACCCGAUGUAAUUUUGGAUAUGCGUCAAGUGAAAUUGUCCCAAUCUGGAAAUAAUCGUGUUUUAGUAACCGGAGCAAAAGGAAUUCAACCCACUCCCUUCUUAAAAUGCUCAGGUAUCUUUUUGGAUGGCUGGAAAAUUAGCGCCGAGCUGGUGAUUGGUGGUAUUGAUGCUAAAAAGAAGGCACAAGCUGUAGGUGAGGCCAUCAUUCAACGUGUACGCAACAUGUAUAAGCAAAUGGGCAUGGAUGAUUUCAGAAAUGUGAAUAUUGAGCCUAUUGGCGGUGAAACUCUAUUUGGACCCCAUUCAAGAGUAAAUGAUACACGUGAAGUUUUGCUAAGGUUGACUGCUCACCAUGACGAUCCUAAAGCUUUAGGCCUUGUAGCCAUGGAAACGAUUCCUUCUGCCACAUGCAUGGCACCUGGAAUCACAGGAAGUGGUGCAGGACGCCCUAAACCAAUUCCAAAUCUGGUUCAUUUUCCUCUAUUAAUUCCCAAAUCUCAAGUCACAACUCGCUACGUCGUUGGCACUGACGCUAUCAAAACAAUUGGCUGGGGCUCAUGGGACAAUCAAGCAAGUUACGGCAAGCCACGUGCCGUUGCAGCGAUUCCUACAGCCAAUCUAUCCGAACCCUUAGUUAAGGUCCGAUUAAUUGACGUAGCUUAUGGUCGUAGUGGGGAUAAAGGCGAUGUUUGUAAUAUCGGUAUCAUUGCUCGAGACGAAAGGUUCUUACCAUAUAUCAAACGCUCAAUCACGGAAGAGGUUGUAUCUGACUACAUGAAGCAUUUAUGCAAAGGAAGUGUGACACGAUUUGAAUUGCCAGGCCCUCGUGCUAUGAAUUUUGUCUUGACGCAUUCGUUAAAUGGAGGAGGCCUUAGUUCGUUAGUUGUGGACCGACAAGGUAAAACAUAUGCACAGUUAUGCCUUAGUGGGUUAUACGUUGAAGUUCCUGCUUCCUUAAUUGCUAGUGAAGCAAAACUAUAA
Molecule: messenger RNA, 1917 nt
Organism: Mucor mucedo
Lineage: Eukaryota; Fungi; Mucoromycota; Mucoromycetes; Mucorales; Mucoraceae
Exons: 4
Source: RefSeq, a predicted model, not a curated record